Molecule: messenger RNA, 2668 nt
Organism: Tarenaya hassleriana
Lineage: Eukaryota; Viridiplantae; Streptophyta; Magnoliopsida; Brassicales; Cleomaceae
Product: probable acyl-activating enzyme 18, peroxisomal
Exons: 14
Coding region: 186-2468 (760 amino acids)
Source: RefSeq, a predicted model, not a curated record
UUGUACCAUUAAGGGUCGAUUCUUUGUACGCCAUUUAGUGGAAGCUACUAAGACUGGUAGGUUUGGUUUUUCGGAGGAAUCUAAGAACCGUACAGGAGGAAAAGGGGGAAGAAAACAAGAGGGUUUGGUCCGAAUUCAACUCAUCUUUACAGAGAGAAAAAAGAGUCACUUUUAGAGAGAGAGAGAUGUGGAAGAGCAUAGGAGAGGUGGGGGUGGAUGACUAUGUGAAUGCUGGGCUGAGCUUGGAAGAGGCAAAGAGAUUCGACGAAGUGGUGAGAGAUGUGAUUUCGAAGGUCGAAGGGUCUGACCCAAGAGAGCAAUGGAAGGCGUUGGUAGGUUCGAGUGAGCUGAGGCCAUCGCACCCAUAUUCUCUGCAUCAGCUCGUCUACUACUCUGUCUACUCAAACUGGGAUGACUCCCUUCAUGGCCCUCCUCUCUACUGGUUCCCUUCUCUGACUGAAUCGAAAUCGACAAACUUGGGAAGGUUGAUGGAAACUCACUGUCCUAGGCUUCUGGGUUCUUCCUACAAUAACCCAAUUGAAAGUUUUGGCCUUUUCCGAGAAUUCUCUCUCCAACACCCUGAUGUUUAUUGGUCGAUUGUUCUUGAUGAGCUCUCACUGGCAUUUUUCUCUUGUCCGAGGUGCAUUCUUGACACUACUGACAAAUCAAAACCUGGAGGGACAUGGCUUCCUGGAGCGGUUUUAAACAUCGCUGAGUGUUGUUUACUUCCUUCAAGCCACCCUAGAAAGGAGGAUGAUAGUGUGGCCGUUGUAUGGAGAGAUGAAGGCUCUGAUGAUGACGAUGAUUCCCAUGUCAAUCGUAUGACACUGAAGGAACUCCGAGAGCAAGUAAUGAUGGUGGCAAAGGCAUUGGCUGGAGUUUUCGCAAAGGGCGACACAGUAGCAAUUGAUAUGCCAAUGACGGUGAAUGCGGUGAUUAUAUACCUGGCCAUUGUAUUGGCCGGAUGUAUCGUUGUAUCAAUUGCAGACAGUUUUGCAGCUAAGGAAAUUGCUACACGGUUAAGAGUUUCUAAGGCCAAAGGCAUAUUCACUCAGGUGUCAUUUCCUGCCUUUUAUGUAUUCUGUCUCUCGUUUACCUUAUCAGACAGUGUAUUUAUUCUGUUCGGGUUGCAUUCUCAGGACUAUAUAUUUAGAGGAGGUCGGAGAUUUCCUUUAUACAGUCGAGUGGUGGAGGCCGCUCCAUCUAAGGUCAUUGUCCUCCCUGCCACUGGAACUGAACUCGGUGUUCAGUUAAGAGAACAGGACUUAUCAUGGAAUGACUUUCUUUCCAACGCAAAAAACCAUCCUAGAGGCGUAUACUACUUUUGUCCAGCUUAUCAGCCCGUGGAUGCUAUGAUUAACAUUCUCUUCUCAUCUGGUACUACAGGUGAACCGAAAGCUAUCCCCUGGACGCAGCUCUCCCCGAUUCGAAGUGCUUGUGAUGGAUGGGCGCAUGUUGAUAUCCAGCCAGGUGAUACAUACUGUUGGCCUACAAAUCUCGGGUGGGUAAUGGGACCAACCCUAAUAUUUUCAUGCUUUCUUGCUGGUGCGACGCUUGCUCUAUAUCACGGGUCUCCCCUUGGCCGCGGUUUUGGAAAGUUUGUUCAGGAUGCAGGAGUUACCGUUCUGGGUACGGUUCCGAGCUUGGUGAAAACAUGGAAGAGCACAAAGUGUAUGGAAGGCCUUGAUUGGUCAAAGAUAAAGAGUUAUGCAACCACGGGUGAAGCUUCCAAUGUCGAUGACGAUCUCUGGAUUUCAUCGAAAUCCGGUUAUAAACCCGUGAUCGAAUGCUGUGGUGGUACAGAACUUUCAUCAUCUUACAUCAUAGGAUGCCCACUUCAACCUCAGGCUUUUGGAGCAUUCAGCACUCCUUCCAUGACUACUGGAAUCGUCAUCCUCGAUGAAAAUGGCUUCCCUUUCCCCGGUGAUGAUAAACCCUGUUCCGGAGAGAUAGCUUUGUUCCCUCGAUACCUCGGGGCCACAGAUAGACUCCUGAAUGCAGAUCAUGAUGCAGUUUACUUCAAGGGAAUGCCUUUCUACAAAGGAAUGCGUCUCAGAAGGCAUGGGGAUAUCGUGAAGAGAACUGUUGGAGGAUAUUACACUGUUCAAGGCCGAGCCGAUGAUACCAUGAACCUUGGAGGCAUCAAGACGAGCUCUAUUGAGAUUGAACGAGUUUGUGACAAUGCCGAUCAGUGCGUUUCCGAGACCGCUGCAAUCAGCGUGGCACCGAGAGAUGGCGGUCCGGAAAUGCUGGCCAUACUCGUGGUCUUGAAGAAAGGGUUUAAAAAGAAACCUGAAGAACUGAAGAAUAUGUUCUCCAGAGCUAUCCAGAGAGAUCUCAAUCCUCUCUUCAAGGUAAGCAUUGUUAAGAUUGUGCCCGAGUUUCCAAGAACAGCUUCGAACAAGUUACUGAGGAGAGUUCUGAGAGAUGAGAUGAAGCAGGAACUGUCCGUAUGGAGCAGAAUCUGAACUGGAACAUGUCCACGGAUUCACAGUACGGAGCAGAAUCUAAACUGGAACAAUGAUCGUAGAAUCACAGUCACUGUAUCUUACUUUUCAAUAAAUUGUUUACUUUAAUCUUCGGUUUGAAUAGCCAAUGAAUAUACUAUAUAUAUAUAUGCGUGUAUAUAAAUGUAAGGACUGUUAUAUGAGAUGUGAUUGUUUAAUUA